Tinamus guttatus (white-throated tinamou) is the source of this 1446-nucleotide messenger RNA. The record is from RefSeq and is a predicted model, not a curated record. NCBI's taxonomy places the organism in Eukaryota, Metazoa, Chordata, Aves, Tinamiformes, Tinamidae.
AUGACGUUGCCGUCCGAGCUGUCUCGCCACAGGCCACCACGCAAGGCCCAGCAGAUCUGUGGAGACAUCGGCCACUGGCUCCGUGUGCGGGGACGGGAAGGGUUUAUUUACCCCCAUGAAGGUUGUAUAGAACUUUCUUCCACGUGUCCUGUAACAGAGUGUGCUUCAGUAUGCAUGCAAAUACAAAAUGAGGAUUUCAGUUCUCUGUAUUUACAUAAUAUAUCAGCAGCUGUAUUUUUACUGUGGUGUUUUACUGUAUUUUUUAGGUGGUACUGGCAGAAAGAAAAGAGAGCGCCCUAUGUGAAAUUUAUGGAGGCAAAUUAUCCACCUGGGUUUAGAUAUGAAGAUUUUGGGCCAUUGUUUACAGCAGAAUUCUUUGAUCCCAAUCAGUGGGCAGAUAUUCUGAAGGCCUCAGGUGCAAAAUACGUUGUCUUAACGUCAAAACAUCACGAAGGCUUUACUUUGUGGGGAUCCAAAUAUUCUUGGAACUGGAAUGCUGUUGAUGUAGGACCAAAGCGAGACCUUGUGGGUGAAUUAGCAACAUCUAUUAGAAACAGGACUGAUUUGCAUUUUGGGUUAUAUCACUCCUUAUUUGAAUGGUUCAAUCCUCUCUUUCUUGAAGAUGUCACCAAUGCGUUCAAGACAAGAAUGUUUCCGACCAGUAAAUCAUUACCAGAACUCUAUGAAAUUGUUACCAAGUACCAACCAGAAAUAAUUUGGUCUGAUGGGAAUGGAAAUGCACCAGAUAGUUACUGGAAUAGCACAGGUUUCUUAGCUUGGCUGUAUAAUGACAGUCCAGUUCGGGAUACAGUUGUGACAAAUGACCGCUGGGGAGUUGGAAGCAUCUGUAGACACGGAGGUUUCUACACCUGUAGUGACCGGUACAACCCCGGCCACCUUCUCCCUCACAAAUGGGAGAACUGCAUGACUAUUGACAAGCAGUCGUGGGGCUACAGGAGGGACGCGAAGCUGGAUGACUACCUCACGAUUGAAGAACUGGUCAAGCAACUUGUAGAAACCGUGUCGUGUGGGGGUAAUCUCUUGAUGAACAUUGGGCCCACUCGCGACGGCCGCAUUGCUGCCAUAUUUGAAGAACGCCUGAGGCAGAUGGGCACCUGGCUGCAAGUCAACGGAGAAGCCAUCUACGGGACGACGCCGUGGAGAGCACAGAAUGACAGCAUCACACCAGAAGUGUGGUACACGUCGCAGCCUAGAGAAGGCCGAGUCUUUGCCCUUUUCCUUAACUGGCCAAUCUCUGGAACACUGGCACUUGGUGAACCGCAGGCUAUGCUUGGAGAAACAGAGGUGAGGUUGAUUGGCCACAAGGAACUGCUGAAAUGGGCAGCCCUGGAAGAAAAGGGGAUGGUGGUAGCUCUACCUCAACUAAGCCUGAAGCAGUUACCCUGCCAGUGGGGCUGGGCUUUGCAAAUGACAAAUGUAAGCUGA